AUGAGAGCUUCCAAAAGUAUCAGACCGUUAGCUCAGCGCUGGCCUCACUUUCACGAUCCACCGUUUGAGGAUGUUUCGGACACCCGAGUGGACAUAUUUAUCGGCUGUGAUGUACCCGAGGCGCAUUGGGUUCUGGACCAAAGGAUAGGAGGCCGUAGAGAUCCGUACGCCGUGCGCACGAUUUUCAGUUGGAUACUCUGCGGGCCACUCGGUANCAACUUCAUGUCGCAGCCAGAUAAUCCCAUAGGAGACGACCUGGAGCGGCUAUACAGCCACGAGUUCGGGGGCAUAGCAGAUGACCGGGUAUCUAUGUCGAGAGAAGACCGAUCAGCCAUGGCCACCGUCACCCAAAUGACACGACACAACGGAACCCAGUUUGAAGUGCCGUUAGCCUGA
Molecule: messenger RNA, 396 nt
Organism: Echinostoma caproni
Lineage: Eukaryota; Metazoa; Platyhelminthes; Trematoda; Plagiorchiida; Echinostomatidae
Source: the annotation of a GenBank genome assembly